This is a messenger RNA of Sebastes umbrosus (honeycomb rockfish), 1271 nucleotides long. RefSeq names its product proteasome 20S subunit alpha 8 (gene psma8). Gene Ontology annotation, cellular component: proteasome core complex; nucleus; proteasome core complex, alpha-subunit complex. The coding region runs from base 105 to 860 and encodes 251 amino acids. Lineage: Eukaryota; Metazoa; Chordata; Actinopteri; Perciformes; Sebastidae. Gene Ontology annotation, biological process: ubiquitin-dependent protein catabolic process. The record is from RefSeq and is a predicted model, not a curated record. The transcript has 7 exons.
UUUUGAACACACGGCAGCCAGCUACACAACCUGCUAACUAGCUGAAUCAUUUGGUGGAAGUCUGCUACCUCUUCUCUUGUUGAUUGUACUUGUCUUGCAGUACAAUGGCGGCAAGAUACGACAGAGCUAUUACUGUCUUUUCUCCCGAUGGUCAUCUCUUCCAAGUAGAGUAUGCACAGGAAGCUGUAAAGAAAGGAUCCACAGCGGUGGGAAUCAGAGGCAAAGACAUUGUUGUCCUUGGUGUUGAGAAGAAAUCUGUGGCAAAGUUGCAGGAGGAAAGGACCGUCCGUAAGAUCUGUGCCCUGGACGAGCACGUCUGCAUGGCAUUUGCAGGUCUGACAGCAGAUGCCCGUAUUGUGAUAAACAGAGCUCGGGUUGAGUGCCAGAGCCACAGGCUAACUGUCGAGGAUCCAGUCACAGUGGAAUACAUCACACGCUACAUAGCUACACUGAAACAGCGCUACACUCAAAGCAAUGGGCGCAGGCCAUUUGGCAUCUCUGCGUUAAUUGUCGGCUUUGAUGAUGAUGGAACUCCCCGGCUGUAUCAGACAGACCCGUCAGGAACCUACCACGCCUGGAAGGCAAAUGCAAUCGGCCGUAGCGCAAAAACUGUGAGGGAGUUCCUGGAGAAGAAUUACACAGAGGAAGCCAUUGCUGGGGACAAUGAAACCAUCAAGUUGGCCAUCAAAGCUUUGCUUGAGGUUGUCCAGUCAGGAGGGAAAAAUAUUGAACUUGCCGUUAUCAGACGGAAUCAGCCACUGAAGAUUUUGGAAUCCAAGGAAAUUGAGACCCUGGUGGCUGAGAUUGAGAAGGAAAAAGAGGAAGAGGCAGAGAAGAAGAAGCAGAAAAAAUCCACCUGAAGCAGUUAGCUAAGGGGUUUUCUUUAUUGUACUUGGAUGACAAUAGCAUAUUUGGGUUGCAAAUAUUAGUAAGUUUCAGAGGGUUUACUUCUAACAUUCAUUUCUUUGUGAAGAGCUAAAUCAUAACUUGAGAUCUGAUGAUGUUCAAAUGUUUUACAUUUGUUUCUGAGUGAUACUGCACCAUCUGCAAAGAGUUCCUAUACUUCCAGCUGUUGAGUUUACUGAUGUUUAAAAACACAUAGAUCUCAAUUUAGGAUUUAGAUCUUAAACUACGCUUACAUGAUGUUUUUAUAUCAUACACCAAAACGGCUCCGAUGGUGAUGAAUCUCAAAUGCUGAAAUAAACCCGAUUUGUAACAUUCAGAAACCUAUACGGAAACUAAAUACUCAAUAAAAGCUGACUUGUUUGUAA